AUGGGCGCUGGUCAAUCUACAGGCGGACUUGAGAGUCCUUCAACACCUGAACAGCUUAGCGUCCUCCUUGCGGAACGCUUCGCCACCAAAUGCUUCACUCCCCUAGAACUCACCCAUUUCAAAGACAACUUCUACUCCCGCGCUCUCGACCAAGCAGGUUUUCGGUAUUGGAACGAGAAAAUCCUCUCCGAUUUUCUCUCCAUACCCGAUGGAAUCUACACCAACGAAAAAGAUGGCGGCCAUGAUGGACGUCUUGAUGCGGGCCCCGUUAUAUUCAGGAUGGUUUCGUAUCUGGGCGCAUUCCCUUUCCAGAAAACGCUUGCGCCCAGUGUUUUGACGUUUGAUGCUAUGGUGAAAGUUGUUGUGUUGUUGACGGAGAGGUAUGGGAAGGUUCUGAGGAGGGGGAGGAAGGACCGGGUUAAGUUGUUGUUUGGGAGUUUGGCGGAUGUUGGGAGGCCGGUGAGACAAGAGGAGCACAAUAAUGAGGGCUCAUCUUCGACUAAAACAGAAGAGGCUAAGCAGUCAUCCUCUCAUGCUCAGGGCUUUUCAGUUGAUGUAUCUGCAAAUGAUGAGUAUGAUGAGUAUGAAGACGACGAUGAUCUGGCGCUUGCUGCAUUGGAGUCUCUCGAUGCUAUCGAGGUUUUCAAGCACGAUCAGCGGAUUGAUGGGGCUGUCUACGAAGCACGCAUAUCCGUCGACACAUUUCGCCGUCUUCUCAUGUUGCUACUUGCGAUUGCGCCAUUGAAACCCCUCGAAUCGGUCACCAAAUACACCUUCAACCUGAGCUCGGAGGAGCAAGCAGCCGUCAAACGCGAGGCCGAUACUAUUAUAGCCAGCUUUACGGAGGAAGAGAUUCGUGAUGGUAUUAGGUAUAAAAGCUUUGCAAAGACUGUUAGCAUCAGCUUGCCUCAUCUGUUUGAUCCGUUGACGCCUCUAUUUGAACACCUCUUAUUCAGCAAGAAUUUGGAUUUGUCUAGGAAGCAAACAGGCGCAUCCAAUGCUUCUCCCGAAUCUCAUCCACCCAUACAGACCCCGAUUAACGAGGAGGAGCAACCAACAACUAUCAUGCUUCCUGGAAGCUUUGAGUCUGCAAUUUUGACUCCAAGCCUGGUAUCUCAUCUCUCGUUCUUUCUGCCUGCCUCUUCAGGUCAGAACCUCUACAGGAGCGAUAUACGUUUACAUCCCGUCUUCUCGACUGUUGCACAUGGCGAAUCUCUAACCUCAUUUCAACACAACGUCUUCACCUGGCAAGCUCCAUCAAUCCUCAUCGUACAAGGCGCAGCACCUGGCAGUUCCGGGACCCCCGACGAACUGAUCACAUUAGGUGCAUACAUCCCCCAACCAUGGAAACCAUCAUCCUCAUCUUGGGAAACCUCUCAAAGCCUAAACGAUAAAUCCAGACUCCCCUACCUUUUCCAAAUACACCCCAAACACUCCGUCCUCCCAGGGAACCCAUCUCUCCUCUCAACAAGAGAACAAUCAUCAGCAACAACACCAACAGUCUACUUCUCCACCACAACCGGUAUCGCAAUAGGUUGCGAAAUUCCCGCCUCAGCACAACAACAAAGAACACACUAUGGCCCUGGUGUCCCCUCGCCCCGCGAGCACCUCCAACACCGUCGUCAGAGCAGCGGGGGAAACAGUAUCCACAAACAACAACAAGGCCCCAUCCCACAUGGAGCAGGAAGUCUAAUCAUCGAUUCUGGUCUGGAAACCGCCCAACUACACAUUUCCUAUUUGACAGGUAGUACAGGCGUCUUCACACGGGCCGUCCCUCCUAUACUACCCACAACAACACAUAUCGACAUCUACAAUCUCGAAAUAUGGGGCAUCAUCGAACCAGAUCCCCUAAUCGCAGCGGUAGGAGGAGACACCAUUUCAAGGGACGCAAUCUCUCAGCAACGCGCUGCAUGGCAAUUCGAUGCCCGCGAGGCAGAGCGCAGAAAGUGCAUAAAUGUGAAAUUGGGUAGUGGCACGGAUAGUGAGUACCAGAAUGCGAGGGCGCUGUUGGAGAUGGCGGGAAUUAUUGGCGAUCAGGCUCAUCAGCGGAGUGGGGGGAGUGUUUGA
Talaromyces marneffei is the source of this 2067-nucleotide messenger RNA. RefSeq lists its product as uncharacterized. The transcript has 2 exons. The coding region runs from base 1 to 2067 and encodes 688 amino acids. NCBI's taxonomy places the organism in Eukaryota, Fungi, Ascomycota, Eurotiomycetes, Eurotiales, Trichocomaceae. The record is from RefSeq and is a predicted model, not a curated record.